Messenger RNA from Morone saxatilis (striped sea-bass), 2041 nucleotides. RefSeq names its product synaptosomal-associated protein 25-A-like. Gene Ontology annotation, biological process: synaptic vesicle priming; synaptic vesicle fusion to presynaptic active zone membrane; exocytosis. Gene Ontology annotation, cellular component: synaptobrevin 2-SNAP-25-syntaxin-1a-complexin I complex; plasma membrane. Lineage: Eukaryota; Metazoa; Chordata; Actinopteri; Moronidae. The record is from RefSeq and is a predicted model, not a curated record. The transcript has 7 exons. Bases 34 to 648 code for a protein of 204 amino acids. Gene Ontology annotation, molecular function: syntaxin-1 binding; SNAP receptor activity; voltage-gated potassium channel activity.
CUUCUUGUUUGAGGUUAAAGUUCAACAGUCAUCAUGGCGGACGAAUCAGACAUGCGCAAUGAGCUGGCCGACCUCCAGACACGUGCAGACCAGAUAGCUGAUGAGUCUCUGGAGAGCACUCGGCGUAUGCUGGCUCUGGUCGAGGAGAGUAAAGAUGCCGGCAUCAGGACUCUGGUCAUGUUGGAUGAGCAAGGAGAACAACUGGAGCGCAUCGAGGAGGGGAUGGACCAAAUCAAUAAGGACAUGAAGGAUGCAGAAAAGAAUUUGAACAAUCUAGGACAGUUCUGUGGUCUAUGUUCAUGUCCCUGUAACAAGAUUAAGGGCGGGGGCCAGGCCUGGGGAGCGAACCAAGAUGGAGUGGUGAACAGCCAGCCAGGGGCUCGAGUAAUGGACGAACGUGAACAGAUGGCCAUCAGUGGGGGCUUCAUUCGCAGGGUAACAGAUGACGCUAGGGAGAAUGAGAUGGAUGAGAACCUGGAACAGGUGGGCGGGAUCAUUGGUAAUCUGCGUCACAUGGCCCUGGACAUGGGCCAGGAGAUCGACACCCAGAACCGCCAGAUCGAUAGGAUCAUGGAGAAGGCUGAUUCCAACAAGACCAGGAUUGACGAGGCCAACCAGCGUGCUACAAAGAUGUUGGGCAGUGGCUAAACUGCAGCGAAAAAGUGCUUUCAUCCCUGUUUAUCCCCAUCACCCAAAAAAUAACAACACCGACCAAACCCAGCCCCCAGCACCAACACCCAGCGCCCACUUCCUAUGCUCGACAGCAGGCGCUGCAAAAUCAUGCUUUUAUUGUGAAACUUGUAGAGGUUUGCACACAUGCACAUAUCAUACAUCCCUCUCCCCCUCUCAGUGCUGUCCAUCACUUCCCUCUGUCUCUCCCCUCCCCUUGUUGUCAGUGUUGUUCUGUGUUGUUGCUCUUUUGAUUUUGUUAAGAAAUAAUAGUUCUGUCACACAUCAUCCACUCAAACUCUCUCCACACUGUACAUAGUGCUUCUUAAAUGGCUUCAUUGAUCUAGAUCAUUUGACCUGUUUUCUUCAUCACUAUUUUUUUUAAGUCUGUGUGUAAUAUAAACUGUAUGUACACCUUGUUCCAAGAUGUCCUUCCCCCAUGUCAGUAUUCUGGUGUUGUCCAUGUAAGACACACUGUGUAUUCAUCAGUUAAGAUGUUGUGAUGCUACAUGAUAAGGCCACAGUGAUUUGCCGUGAAUAUAGUAAACAUAUCCUCACAACUUGUAAGCAAGGCUACUGUUUAAAUACAAAGUCAUUUAAUGUAGAUGUGGAGCCACUGAGAUCUUAAUAACAUAGUAGACCAUGGAUACUCACUUACAUGUCUGUAAGUAUUUAAGCCAUUUGGACGAAAAUGUGGCUUUUUGAUCCUGACUGUUAGGGUAUUUUACCAACUCUAUUGAUGGAGCAGUAUUAACGCAAUUUGAUGCCACUGAUUGUAUAGUACGUACCUUUUCCUCAGGGAGCUAAAUCUGACGAUUCAAAAGCAAGGGUUGAAUAUUGAAAUAAUUUGUUGUAAUUCAUAAAAAGCUUUAUCAUAAGGCUCAGUGUAUAAGCAAAUAUUUGCAUUUGUUGUUGAGACUCUUGCUUAACCAUCAGAAAAAUAUCGGGCAUUAACCAUAAUAACCAAAUAGAGUACCACAUCGUGAUUGAUAAUGAAAGGAGGUGGAGCUUUGUUAGAGGUCAGCAGCAACCAAUUCAACUGUUACAGGGGGGUCAACAACCUCUUCACAUACCAGACCCAGACUGCUUUUACCCAUGAUUCAACCCUAGCAAUAUCAAGUAGCGCAUUAAGUGUGUUAUGCAUGUCCAUCCGCUGCUAGAAGACACUGAAUAAUUCAAAUAUCCUAACAUGGCAACCGCAUGCUACAUAUGUAGGCCACACAGAGGAGAGGCCCAUAUUUAUCUGCAAUAGUGCCACUCUUUUUGUUUCAUGUCUCUCUACCUUUCCAGACUGUGACCAUCACUGUAAAUUAAUACCUUGGAAAAUGCCAAUAAAACCAUCAUAACUGUAGAACCAAACUGAGUUUCCUUU